AUGGGCAUGAGUUACCGCCAAUACUUGCAGGGCGCCCGCAUUUACGGGUGUUCUAGCUGCAAGACACAUCUUGCCACCAUUCAUUCAAUGAUCUCUAGAGCUUUCAACGGGCAGCAUGGACGGGCAUACCUCUUCGAUACCGUAGUCAACGUGGUCGAAGGUGAACCCUCAGACCGCCAAAUGACUACAGGGAACCAUACCGUCCGAGAUAUCUACUGUGUUAAGUGUGGUACCACGCUCGGCUGGAAAUAUGAUCGAGCGUACGAGCCCACCCAAAGGUAUAAGGAGGGCAAGUACAUCCUCGAGCGCAAUCUUCUCACCGACGUCCAAUGA
This is a messenger RNA of Gloeophyllum trabeum ATCC 11539, 333 nucleotides long. Its product is annotated as yippee-like protein. NCBI's taxonomy places the organism in Eukaryota, Fungi, Basidiomycota, Agaricomycetes, Gloeophyllales, Gloeophyllaceae. The record is from RefSeq and is a predicted model, not a curated record. The coding region runs from base 1 to 333 and encodes 110 amino acids. The transcript has 4 exons. Gene Ontology annotation, cellular component: ubiquitin ligase complex.